This is a messenger RNA of Rhipicephalus sanguineus (brown dog tick), 1767 nucleotides long. RefSeq names its product endothelin-converting enzyme 2-like. Gene Ontology annotation, biological process: protein processing. NCBI's taxonomy places the organism in Eukaryota, Metazoa, Arthropoda, Arachnida, Ixodida, Ixodidae. Gene Ontology annotation, molecular function: metalloendopeptidase activity. The coding region runs from base 1 to 1767 and encodes 588 amino acids. The transcript has 3 exons. Gene Ontology annotation, cellular component: plasma membrane. The record is from RefSeq and is a predicted model, not a curated record.
AUGGUCGCUUCGCAGGUGGCCGAGCUUACUGAGAGCCUGAUGGACCACAGCGUCAACCCAUGCACGGACUUCUACGGACACGUGUGCGGUCAGUGGAUCAAGAACACGAAGCGGCCCUCCUCCUUCAUGAUUGACGUGGCGCAAAACUUCUCGGACACACUCCACGAAGCGCUCAGCAGGCCUCAUCUGCACGGCGACAACCACGAGCUGAUGCAGGACGCCGCCAUUUUCUACAACUCCUGUCUGACGUACCUCAAGAGAGAUGCCGACAUUAAAGCUUCCACGGACGAACUUUUCGAGGCUUUAAACAUCUCCGUGUCGAAGUGGCUCAACGAGAAUGACCCGAUGCAGUUCUUCCGCGACAUCCUCCGCCUCUCGCUUGUUAACCGUUUCCACACGCUCGUCGCAUUCAGCGUAAUUGAAGAUUCGGGGAACGUAACUUUGAAGGUAACGAGAUGGUACCCGUUACACAAUUUCAUCCCACCGGAAAGCAUGGACCGUGUAAAAGAGUACGUGAACCGCUUGUUUAAAGUGGUAGGUGAAGACAAAGCCAGCGAUACCGUCGUCGAAGAGGUUCUCAAGCUGGACAAGAAUCGAGGGAUUUUUGUUGAUGCGGACGAUUCUGGACCGAAAUUGCAAGACGUCCAGUGCCAGACCUUUCCAGGAAAGACGUGGAUAGAGGUUCUACACAAAGAGCUGUCGCUCGCGGAAAAUGUUCCGGUUGUUACGACUGGCAUGGACACCAUAUGCAAAGAGCUGAACGAAGUUCUGGUAAAGACCAAGUCGGUGGCGAGGGCACUCUACAUGGUCGCCCUUGUCUCGAGGAGCGUCUUAGACGUAGAUUACACACAGUCGGGAAACAGUGACGCUUACCGUGUGAGACGUAAAUGUUACCUCGAGAUGCAGUUUGCUUUCGAGGACACCUGGCUUCACCUUCUGAGUGGCCUCUUAAACGUCACCAAGGGGAAUGAAGAAGUCAUCGACGCCUACAUGGGCAUCACGGGGAAACAAGUGAAAAGCCGAGUGGCUGCCUGGACCUGGAUGGCCGAAGAAGACAGGCGGGCGGCGAUCGAACAGUUCACCAGGAUUCGCAUGGUGCGUUUCUACGGCGCCAGCAUGAGGAAGCAGGCGGUGCGGUGCAGCAGCCGUAAGAAGGUGACGUCAACGGACUUUGUGUCGAACGUGGUCAAUCUGUACGUCCGCGACAUAAAGAGCUGUCUUCUCCCAUCGGUGGACAGAAGGGAUGACCUCGGCCUCAAACGGUUUCUGCUCGGUACCGACCUGGUUGCGUACCACUCCAACGUCGUGGUGCCGCCCAUGUUCGUCUUGCCUCCCUUGUACUACCGACACGUCGAAGACGACAAGUUCAUCAACAUCGCCGUGUUCGUAAAUAAUCUUGCCAGCAAAGUUAUCUACUCCACGUUAGACCGAGGCGCAGACACGUACGGCUGGAGCAACGGCACGUCCGCAAAUUACUCGAGGAUACAGGACUGCUACGCCCGCCAGACAGCCAACCUGCACGCGAAGCUGAACGACAGCCAGUUCGACCGCGCGUUCAGCGUCAUGGAAUCGCUGCGCAUAGCGUACGCGGCGAAACGCCAGUACGACCGCGACCUCGACGCGCCGGUCGACCUGAACACGAUGGACUUUGAGUCAGCCUACGCGUCGUGCCUAUUUGCAGCGGCCAGUGCGCCAACAUUCAUCGACAUCUUCGGUUGCCAAGCGGAGGACACUAUGACAGCCAUAAGCAGCUGCUACGUGCAUUAG